Molecule: messenger RNA, 2430 nt
Organism: Penicillium cinerascens
Lineage: Eukaryota; Fungi; Ascomycota; Eurotiomycetes; Eurotiales; Aspergillaceae
Product: DNA replication licensing factor MCM7
Exons: 4
Coding region: 1-2430 (809 amino acids)
Biological process (GO): DNA replication; DNA replication initiation; double-strand break repair via break-induced replication
Cellular component (GO): nucleus; MCM complex
Molecular function (GO): ATP hydrolysis activity; ATP binding; single-stranded DNA binding
Source: RefSeq, a predicted model, not a curated record
AUGGCUUUGAACCAAUAUCAGGCCCCGGUUGACUAUGCCGCCCAACUGGAUGCCUUCAAGGACUUCCUGAAGCACUUCAAGACUCUUCAGUCGUCCUCGGAAGCCGCUGCGACCGAGGCGUUGGAGGACUUGAACAUUGACGGCAACCGCACCAGUGAUGAGUAUGAUUUCAUGGAUGAUAUUGAGGAUGAGGGGGCGGGAGCAAGGAGGCGCAAAGAGCCGAAACUCAAGUACAUGCAGAUUCUGCAAGACCUUGCCAACCGGGAUAGCUCCAAUAUUGUGAUUGAGCUUGACGAUUUGGAAAUCUUCGAGAAAGCCCUGCCGGAGGAGCAGCAGAACCUGAACCUGGUCGGCUCGAUCCAAAAGAACACCAAGCGCUAUAUCGAUGUUUUCUCACAGGCGGUGGAUGCGGUCAUGCCCAAGGAGACUAAGGAUAUCACGUUCAAGGACGAUGUCCUGGAUGUCAUCAUGUCUCAGCGUGAGAAGCGCAACGAGACCAUGGAGAUGGCCGCGGAGGCUGAUAUGGAUGCUACACCUGCUGCGUCCAUGUUCCCCCCGGAGCUCACCCGCCGGUACACCCUCAACUUCAAGCCGCUCACACCCUCCGGAUCGAGCAGCGACCGUGCGGGUAAGGCAUUCGCCGUCCGUAAUGUGCGCGGAGAACACCUGGGUAGCUUGAUUACUGUCCGCGGUAUUACCACCCGUGUCUCGGAUGUGAAGCCGGCUGUCCAGAUCAACGCCUACACUUGCGACCGAUGCGGAUGCGAAGUCUUCCAGCCCAUCGUUACCAAACAAUUCCUUCCUCUUUCCGAGUGCUUGUCUGAGGAGUGCAAGAAGAACAACUCCAAGGGACAGCUCUUCCUUUCUACCCGUGCCUCGAAGUUUGUGCCCUUCCAGGAGGUUAAGAUUCAGGAAAUGGCAGACCAGGUGCCCGUGGGCCACAUUCCCCGUACCCUCACUGUCCAUUGCCACGGUGCUCAGACCCGACAGCUGAACCCCGGUGAUGUGGUUGAUAUCGCAGGCAUCUUCCUCCCUACCCCCUACACUGGUUUCCGCGCCAUUCGUGCCGGUCUCCUGACCGACACCUACCUGGAGGCCCAACACAUCACCCAGCACAAGAAGUCCUACAACGAUAUGGGCAUGGACAGCCGAACCCUGCGCAAGAUUGAACAGCACCAAAACUCCGGCAACAUGUACGAGUACCUCUCGCGAUCGAUCGCCCCCGAGAUCUACGGACAUCUUGAUGUGAAGAAGGCUUUGCUCCUGCUUUUGAUCGGUGGUGUGACGAAGGAAAUGGGUGACGGUAUGCACAUUCGUGGUGACAUCAACAUUUGCCUGAUGGGUGACCCCGGUGUGGCCAAAUCCCAACUGCUUCGAUACAUUACCAAGGUUGCUCCCCGUGGUGUUUACACUACUGGCCGGGGUAGCAGUGGUGUCGGUCUGACUGCUGCCGUCAUGAGAGAUCCCGUUACUGAUGAGAUGAUGUUGGAGGGGGGUGCACUGGUCCUUGCCGACAAUGGCAUCUGCUGUAUUGAUGAGUUCGACAAGAUGGAAGACGGAGAUCGUACCGCCAUUCACGAGGUGAUGGAACAGCAGACCAUUUCUAUCUCGAAGGCCGGUAUUAAUACCACCUUGAACGCUCGCACUUCGAUCCUGGCCGCGGCCAACCCCCUGUAUGGCCGCUACAACCCACGUUUGUCCCCUGUGGAGAAUAUCAACCUCCCCGCCGCUCUGCUUUCCCGUUUCGAUGUCAUGUUCCUGCUGCUGGAUACACCCACGCGGGAAGGUGAUGAGGAGCUGGCAAGCCACGUUACUUAUGUCCACAUGCACAAUAAGCACCCCGAAUCCGAGGAUUCUGGUAUUAUGUUCACUCCCCACGAGGUCCGUCAGUACGUCGCCAAGGCUCGCACCUUCCGCCCUGUCGUCCCUACCACCGUCUCUGAUUACAUGGUUGGUGCAUACGUCGCUAUGCGCAAGAGACAAAAGAAGGACGAGGCUCGCCGCCAACAGUUCUCUCAUGUCACACCCCGUACCCUGCUGGGUAUUGUCCGUCUCUCGCAGGCUCUGGCUCGUCUUCGCUUCGCUGAAGAAGUUGUCCGUGAGGAUGUUGAUGAGGCGUUGCGUCUCAUUGAAGUUAGCAAGGCUUCCCUGUACAACGACGGCGAUGCCUCUGCCGACCACACCCCUAGCAGCAAGAUCUACACCAUGAUCCGCAAUCUGCGGGAGAGUGGUGCUGCGGCUGUUGGUGACGGUGAUGACAACGAGCUUAGCGUACGGCGCAUCCGUGAGCGUGUGUUGGCCAAGGGCUUCACCGAGGACCAGCUUACCACUGCUCUCUAUGAAUACACCGAGUUGGGCGUCUGGCAAACUAUUGGCAAUGGCUCGCGUCUUAUGUUUAUCGAAGGUGGUGAUGAUGAGAUGCAAGGCUAA